AGCUCGCCAUCUAGUGGGGGGGAAAGGUGACGCUAGACUCCCGCCAUCAAUACGCAGCAUGACACCAAAAAAGAGAACCACUCCCUUCUUCUUUUGUCGACCAAAGACCCUCCCCCACCUAUGGUUGGUCAGAAUAGACUGACCAAUAGUAUCAGCUCGUUGUGAACUCCUACUUUUGCCGCUAAAAGCGAACUCAUGUUAGUUUACAAGGUGCCCGGUUACGGUUCAGUGCUUACUAUCUGUCAUUGUUAACUCUUUCAAUUCGCGGGUAAAUAUCUCGGUAGCUUGCUAAUGGUGUGUUAUAUUCUUGUAUGCAUGUAUUUAUUUCAAAAUAACGUUUUCAAAUGUUUUCAUAUAGCUAGGCUCUAGCCAGAGUUUGCUACAAACGUUCGCUAGCCCAGUUCAUUCCAAUUAUUCGAACCGCUAAUUUACGUUAGCUAGCUACAACUUCCUUUUGUUUUUUUUACAGCACCAACAAUGUAUUUAUAGGUAUAUUGUUUAGGUAGUUGGUUCGCUAACUAACGUUAGUGGCCGUGCUAGGUGGCUAGCUAACUUUAGCCAACUUGCUACAUGUGUUUGUCAUCACUGACAGUCACUGGUGCGUGUCGCAGGUUUUUGAAGAUCCACGAACGUUCGAAUUAAUUAACGUUAGUUACGGCCGGUUUCUACGCCAGUGGAAGUAUCUAGCUAGAAUUCAUAAUCAUCUCCUCUACUAUGUCCAGCAAGCAACUGUCCUGAAUGUUAGUGGCAUCAUCAGAUUUAAAAAAAUGGGGAUCCAGGGGCUGUUGCAGUUCCUCAAAGAUGCCUCGGAGCCCAUCAGUGUGAGGAAGUACAAGGGACAGACAGUGGCCGUAGACACAUAUUGCUGGCUUCAUAAAGGGGCAUUUUCUUGUGCAGAGAAACUUGCCAAAGGGGAGCCAACUGACCAGUAUGUGACAUACUGCAUGAAAUUUGUGGACAUGCUGUUGUCUUUUGGUGUGAAGCCCAUCUUGGUGUUUGAUGGCUGCAACCUGCCUUCAAAACAGGAGGUGGACAAAGCUCGCAGAGAGCGUCGUCAGGCAAAUCUGCAGAAAGGCAAGCAGCUCCUACGUGAGGGAAAGAUUUCAGAGGCCAGAGACUGCUUCACUCGCUGUGUUAACGUCACCCCUUCCAUGGCCCAUGAUGUCAUCAAGGCUGCAAGGACCAGAGGAGUGGACUGUGUGGUGGCCCCGUAUGAAGCUGAUGCCCAGCUGGCCUUCCUUAACAAGGCUGGCAUUGCACAGGCUAUCAUCACUGAAGACUCAGAUUUAUUGGCGUUUGGCUGCAAAAAAGUGAUCCUAAAGAUGGACAAACAGGGGAACGGUCUAGAGAUUGACCAGAACCACCUGGGGCGGUGCCGCUCUCUGGGUGACGUCUUCACGGAAGAGAAGUUCCGCCACAUGUGUAUUCUCUCUGGCUGUGACUAUCUGUCCUCACUCUAUGGGAUUGGCUUGGGCAAAGCCUGUAAACUGCUGAGGAUGGCAAACAACCCAGACAUCAUUAAGGUGAUAAGGAAGAUGGGCCAGUACCUGAAGAUGAAUGUGGUUGUGCCAGACGAGUACAUUGACGGUUUUGUUAAGGCCAAUAAUACCUUCCUCUACCAGCUGGUGUUUGACCCCAUCAAGAGGAAGGUGGUGCCUCUCAACCCCUAUCCAGAGCACAUGGAUCCUGCCACCCUCAGCUAUGCUGGCCGUAAUUUAGGAGAUUGCAAAGGUUUACAGGUGGCCCUAGGUAACCUGGAUAUAAACACCAUGGAAAGGAUUGAUGACUUCAACCCAGAUGCUACAAAUGUCAAGCCAGUGAAACCACGCAGUCGUGACUGGAAUGACAGCCAGGAGACUCGGGCCUCCACACACCCUAGCAUCUGGAGCAGAGGUUACAUACCAGGCACCCUCUCUGCCUCCCAGCCUGUGGGCUCUCCACAGAGGCCUCCCUCAACCAGGGGGAAGGAGAGGGUUAUCAGUGUGCAGGGGCUGAGGCUUCCUCACAAGAACACACAGGUUAAGAGACCCAGAGAAGACUCUGGUGUUUCAGACCAGGAUGUGCUGCAGCAGUACUCUCCCUCCGGUCAGAAGCGGUCCAGAGGGGAGGAGGACCCUGGACCCACAGAGAGCCAUCACAUCUCAACAUGCCCCCGGCCCAGUGCCACUGCUGCCGCUACCCAUCCCAGACCACGCAACCGCUUCGCCACCCUGCUACAGAGGAGAAACCAGGAAGGAGGUGGUGAUGGGCAGGGAAUGCAAAGCAGGUUCUUCUGUAGUGGCAGCAGCUCCAGUGAGGUGGCCAGCCAGAAUCCGGAGUAUUUUGUCAAAGGGGAGGUGUCUCAGGAUGAGGUCACAGAGAACCCCAGGGAGGACUAUUGUAUUGGGGAAUAUGCUGAGACAGAGGAAAAUGACUCUGUUGACCCUCAUAGCCCACCCCCCUCCCAUCUGUCUGCCAGUCAAGGGUUAGGGGUGUUCCGCUGGUCAUGCAGCUCCUCAGAGAGAUCCAGGACCCCGACACCCACAUCCGGCCUCUCGGCACUGCAGCAGUUCCAGCGCAAGAAGGAAAGCUUUUCCUGGAGCCAGGAAGGCCAGAGGACUCGGAAGACCCCCGGAGCCCCAUCCCCUAUUCUGGGCAAAGAAGACAAGGAUUCACCACCAAACUCUCCACCGUCUCAGGACAGUGCCUACUUCUCUCAGCAUAACCACACUUCCUGCAAUGUAAUGGAAGUGUCCCCACCCACUCGGCUGGAGGAUGCCACCAGGCCUAAAAUUUACUCCAGUAAGGAUUCAGACUCUGUCAAAAGCCUGACUUAUUCUCCAACAGCAGAUGAAAAGAAAUCCAGCACAAUGAGACCGAAGGUGGCAGGUCUCCCGCGGAUGAAACCCGGUGACCAAGGGAAAGGGACAAAGAUCCGACCCUCUGCCCCUGCCAGGGCCAGUGGCCUCCGUAAAAAGCCUGCAGGUCCUGGAAAGAAACUCACCACCAACAAUGAGAACAAUCCUGGCCUCCAGGCCACCAUCAGUGGUCUCUGGAAAAACUUUGGUUUUAAGAAAGAAAAUCCGAAGAUAAACCCCUGUAAGAAAGGAGAGCCCAUGUCACCAGUGAAGGACAACAUGCUAGCCUUCACACAUGAAACGGACAAGGAUAUUUACUUCAUCUCCAGUGUUCAGAAAACAGUAUGCCUCUGAUGCUGCGUUUUUAUAAAACAUUUUCACAUACUGUGUAUGUUAAUACGAAGUGCAUUUUUAUGGACUAGAUGUACUUGAUUUCAGUUUAAAUAAAUGCAACUUAAAGGUUUAGGCUGUUAUUUAAAAAAAUAUAUAUAUUAUUUGUAGGUUGUUGAAGUAAUCUUAUUUUGUGGCCGAACGUAUGUGAACUCCUGCUCGGCGACCAUCUCAUUCCAAAAUGAUGGGCAUUAAUGUGGAAUUGCCCCCUUUUUGUUGCUACAACAGCCUUCACUCUCUGGGAAGGCUUUCCACUAGAUGUUGUAACAUUGCUGCGGGGACUUGCUUCCAUUCAGCUACAAGAGCAUUAGUGAGGUCGGGCACUGAUGUUGGGUGAUUUGGCCUGGCUCGGAGUCAGUGUUCCAAUUCAACCCCAUCGAACACCUUUGGGAUGAUGUCAGGUCUCUGUUCAGGCCAGUGAAGUUCUUCCACACCAAUCUCUAUAAACCAUUUCUGUAUGGACUUCGCUUUGUGCACGGGUGCAUUGUCAUGCUGAAACAGGAAAGGACCUUCCCCAAUCUGUUGCCAUAAAGUUGGAAGCACAGAAUCAUCUAGAAUGUAAUUGUAUGCUGUAGCCUUAAGAUUUCACUUCACUGGAACUAUGGGGCCUAACCCGAAAUAUGAAAAACAGUCCCGGACCAUUAUUCCUCCUCCACCAAACUUGACAGUUGGCACUAUCUAUUGGGGCAGGUAGCAUUAUCCUGGCAUCUGCCAAACCCAGAUUUGUCCGUUGGACUGCCAGAUGGAGAAGUAUGAUUUUUGUAAAAAAAAAUAUCCCUUUUUCUCCCCAAUUUUGUGGUAUCAAAUUGGUAGUUAGGCUUGUCCCAUCGCUGCAACUGCCGUUUGGACUCGAGAGGUGAAGGUCGAGAGCUGUGCGUCAUUCAAAACACAACCCGCACUAAUUCUUGACACCUUGCCCGCUUAACCCAGAAGCCAGCUGCACCAAUGUGUUGGAGGAAACACUGUACACCUGCCAACCGUGUCAGUGUGCAUUGCGCCCGGCACGCCACAGGAGUCGCUAGCGCGCAGUGGUACAGGAACAUCCCUGCCGACCAAACCCUCCCCUAACCUGGGUCGCUGCCGGCUGCGACAGAGCCUGGACUCGAACCAGGACCCCUACGACACAGCUAGCACUGCGAAGCAGUGCCUUAGACCACUGCGCCUCUCGGGAGGCCCGAGAAAGUGUUUCCACCUUUUUCUGGAGUCUAAUGGUGGUGAGCUUUACACCACUCCUGCUGACGCUUGGCAUUGUGCAUGGUGUGAUCUUAGGCUUGUGUGCGGCUGCUCGGCCAUGGAAACCCAUUUAAUGAAGCUCCCGACGAACAGUUAAUGUGCUGACGUUGCUUCCAGUUGCAGUUUAGAACGCAGUAGUGAGUGUUGCAACUGAGGACAGAUGGUUUUUACAAGUUUCAACACUCUGCGGUCCCGUUCUGUGAGCUUUUGUGGCCUACCACUUCAUGGCUGAGCCGUUGUUGUUCAAUGUUUCCACUUCACAAUAUCAGUUACAGUUGGCGGGGGCAGCUCUAGCAGGGCAGAAAUUUGACGAACUGACUUGUUGGAAAGGCUCUUCAGUAAUGCCAUUCUACUGCCAAUGUUUCUCUAUGGAGUUUGCAUGGCCGUGUGCUCGAUUUUAUACAUCUAUCAGCGACAGGUGUGGCUGAAAUACCUGACUACUAAAUUGAAAGGGUGUCCACAUACUUUUGCCCAUGUAGUAAAUAAAUGAUUACACAAUCUGAGUUCAUGGUCAUAGAAUGUUUGGUUCUCAUAAGAAACGUCAACAGAGUAGGUAUGGGUGAAGUGAACCCUUAAGAUGGUUGAAGAAUGAACAAUGCAUGUUUUCUUAAAAUGGCCUACCAGCAUGCUAACCCUGGAAUGUUGAGUUAGCACAGGUGGCUCUGUGCCUGAGAAGGAUACUUUUUCUUAUGUUUACAGUAGGCCUACUUUAUAGUCACUUGAGAGGGCUCCUGAGUGAUGCAGCGGUCUAAGGCACUGCAUCUCAGUGCUAGAGGUGUCACUACAGGCCCUGGUUCGAUUCCAGGCUGUAUCACAACCGGCCAUGAUUGGGAGUCCCAUAGGGCGGCACACAAUUGGCCCAGUGUUAGGGUUUGGCCGGGGUAAGCUGUCAUCGUAAAUAAGAAUUUGUUCUUUACUGACUUGCCUUGUUAAAGGUUAAAUAAAUGUAAAAAAUAUUGAGUUUGUGGUUAAUAACUGGAUUUGAUCAAUUUUAAAUGAGGCAUACGGAAAUACGACCCAGAAAGCACACACUGUUGGAGGGUGGUACACUUGAUCAUUCAGUAGCUUUUUGUAACUUUCAUUUUAUUAAAAUGUAUUUGAAAAACAA
Salvelinus fontinalis (brook trout) is the source of this 5568-nucleotide messenger RNA. RefSeq names its product exonuclease 1 (gene exo1). Gene Ontology annotation, biological process: mismatch repair; DNA recombination. Gene Ontology annotation, molecular function: metal ion binding; 5'-flap endonuclease activity; DNA binding. The record is from RefSeq and is a predicted model, not a curated record. Lineage: Eukaryota; Metazoa; Chordata; Actinopteri; Salmoniformes; Salmonidae. The transcript is spliced from 14 exons. Gene Ontology annotation, cellular component: nucleus. The coding region runs from base 768 to 3191 and encodes 807 amino acids.